Messenger RNA from Tetrahymena thermophila SB210, 4863 nucleotides. RefSeq names its product Myb-like DNA-binding domain protein. The transcript is spliced from 3 exons. The record is from RefSeq and is a predicted model, not a curated record. NCBI's taxonomy places the organism in Eukaryota, Ciliophora, Oligohymenophorea, Hymenostomatida, Tetrahymenidae.
UAUUAAAUAGAAAAAAAGACAGAAGCAUUAAAUAAAAAUAUAAAAGGUUAUGUUUCAAGAAGUAUUGCAAUCAAAGAAGAAGCGCUUGAUUUGAAAUAAAAUCAUAAAAAAAACAGGAAACAAAAAAAUUAAUCAAAUCAAAAACGAAUACUUGGAUAUAAAGAACUAAUGAAAAGCUUAAUAAACCAAGAAGAAAAAUAUGAUUAAAUAGAAAUGAGCCCAAAUUAACUGAAGAUUGAAGAAACGUAAGAUGAAGUGUACUCAAACUCUAAUUAAAUUAUUCAAUCAUAAUCUAACGAUACAAAAAAGACAAAUAAAUGGACAUAGAAGGAAGAUGAAGCUCUUAAAAAACUAGUUUAAAGUUUUGGAGAAAAAAAUUGGAGAAAGAUUUCUGGCAUGAUGGAAGGCCGUAGCGCUAUUUAGUGUCUACAUCGAUGGUCCAAAAUUUUAAAACCUGGGCUUGUAAAAGGUCCUUGGACUGCUGACGAAGAUGAAAAACUUAUAUACUGGGUUUAGUAAUAUGGACCUUAUAAGUGGUCAUAGUGCUCAGAAUUAAUAACUGGAAGAAGUGGAAAAUAAUGUAGAGAAAGAUGGUUUAAUAACUUAAAUCCUAAUGUCAAAAAAGGUAACUGGACUUAGGAGGAAGACAAUGCAAUUUUUAGAGGUUACCUAUCGCACGGUAGUAGCUGGAGUAAAAUUGCUAAAAAUUUAGAAGGCAGAACAGAAAAUUCUGUUAAAAAUAGAUUUUAUUCAACUGUAAGGAAACUUUUAAGUGAUAUGGAAAAGAAAGGAAAAUAUGUUAAUCAAGAUAACGAAUGCGAUAUAAAGAAUAUCAUUUAAUAAUCUUUAUCUGAAUAUAGCUCAUCUUAAAAUAUGAUUAAAUUAUUAAAUGAAGAAUUAGAUUAAGAAAAUUAAUAAAGGAGAAAAUCCUCUACAACAGUGACGAACUCAGCUUCAAUACAAGAUUGCAAUGAAAUAAAUAUGAAUUUAACCUUAUAAACUUAAGAAUCAAAAGGUGAGCAUAAAGAAUAAUUAUAAAAAUUAGAUAUUUAAAAUAUACAGGAUAUAAAUAACGAAAGCAAUGAUAUUAUUUAAAAUAUAACUGAUGAUCUAUCAAAUUAAAAUUAAAAAAAUUAAAUUAUUGCUUAAAAAAACCCCAGCGAUAAAGAAAUUUUACUAUAAACUUCUGAUAAUUUUUAGUAAGAUCUUGAGAAAGAUGAUAUCUAAAAAGAUCAAUAUUAAAUUUUAAAUAAAGAUUUUCCAUAAAAUCAGCAGUAUGAAAAUGGAAAUCAUGAAUAAAUUAAUAGGCAAAAUAUAGAAGAAAAAUUAUAAAAGCAAAACAAUUCAAUUAGUCCUUAAAAUAUAGUUUCUUAAUAAUAAAAUUAAUUAUAAUUAUAAAACCCUACUCUCUAAUCAUAAUAACUUUAAAUUAAAUUAAAAGAUGAGUAUUCUCAAUAAAAUUGCUUAUAUAGAUUAAUAUUAGAAGGCAAUGUCAGUAUUAAGAAGACUACAUCUAUGCGAGACUAUUCAUUAUAUUAAAAAAAUAAAGCAAAGACUAGAAGUAAAAAGUAUUAAAAAGAAUCAUCUGAUGAUUUUAAAAAAAAUAUGCAAACUGAUGAUGCUAGUCCCAGCUCUUAAAGAAGCUAAGACUAAUAUCCUAUUUCUUUUAAUGCUUAAAACUAAAUUUUUUAAAAUGGAUUAAGUUAGAAAGGAAGUAUAAAUUAUGAACUAUCAAAAGAAGAAAAGAUGAUGGUUUAAGUUUCAUAAUUUCAUAAUGAUAUCCCUCAAAAUUAGCUUAAAGUUUUUAACGAAUAAAUGUUUAUUAAAUAAACUAUUUCAUAGUAAGAAUAAAAUAAUAAAAAUACCAAGUCGUAAAAAAAAUAAAUUUUAUCAUAAUUGGGGAAAAAUAGCAGCUAAGUAUAGAAUGGAAAGAACAAUAACAGCAAUUUAAGCUAUUUAUUAAAAGAAAAAUUAAUGAGUAUUAAUUAGCUAUCCAAAUUAAAAAAUAGCGAAUAAAAAAGGGAAGAUUCUGAAAGCAGAGACGAUAGUCUUAGCUAAGUAUCAAGUGAGGCAAACAUUGAUUUUUAACCUAAAAAAGGUAAUAGCAAACAAUCUAUACCAACUGUUUUAGAAUAAGCUUAGAAGCUUUAAAAGGAGAUUGAAGAAAAAUAAAAAUAACUCCUUAUGCUCAGUCUAGAAGGAAAGGUAGAUAAAAAAAAAUAAAAAAAAGGGUAUUAUGAUUAAAUUGAUGAAAGUAAACUGAUAUAAAAUAAAUAAAUAGAUGGUUAAUAAAAAUUAAUUAAAGUUAAAGAAGAAUAUUAAGAUGAUGAAUAUAGCUUAAACAAAGAUAAAUCUGAAUUCAAGAAUAGUAGGAAAUAAUAAAAACCUUAAAAGGUCUAAAUUGAUCAUGAACAGCAAAAGUAAUUAUUACAAAAAAUGUUGCAGAGCCAAUAAAACAAAAAGUUAAAUAAUUAAAAUGAAGUAAACCCUCAAAGUAAAGAAGAAAAUUUACCUAAUAAUAAGUUAAAUAAUUUUAAUAAGAAGCUUCAAUCUUAAUUAAAGAUUUUAAAUACACUAAAUACUCUUAAAUUAUAAAACAAAUUUAAUAAAAAUUAUGAUAGCAGCGAAAGUGAUGAUUUGAAUUUUAACACCUAAAAAAGUGAAGGUGAAGACGAUUAAAUUGAUGAAGAUAAUUUCAAUAAAAAUGAGUUAGGUUAUGAUUAAUAAGAUGAUGAUGAAGAGGAAGAAGAGGGUGAAGAAGAAGAUGAUGAUGAUGAUGAAGAUGAAGAUGAUAAUGAUGAAGAAGAUGAUGAUGAAUAUAAUAAAAAUGGAACUGGAUCUAAGUAAAUCUCUAAUAAACUAAUGAAAUAUUUAAGUUCGAGCUUUGCUAAAUUAAUGCACUCUAUAACAUAAAAAUAUAGCAAAAAGUAUUAAAUAGCAAAGUAAAAUAAGGCUAAUAAAAAAAAUUAGAUGAAAUAGUAGGCUCAUAAAUAGAAAAGCUUAGAUUAACUCCUUUAAGCAUAGUAAUACAUUUAAAAGAAUAACAAUAACUUAUCUAGUUAAAAAUAUAUUAACAUUUUAUAAAAUUAAAAUGUCGUCAACUAAAAAAACAAAAACUAAAACAGAAAUAAUAUUUAAUAAUUUGAAAAAAAUAAUAAUAAAAAACAAAAGAAAGAUGUAGAAUCAAACUCUCAAAGUGAAAAUAAAAUUUAAAAUAAUAUAGAAAAUAAUAAUAAGUUAAAUUAGAAAUUAUAGUAAUAAAUAAUUGAAGGAAAAGACAAUCAAUCAAAUUAAAUAAAUAAUGUGGACUUCAACCAACAAUAGUCUUUGAUGAUUUCUUAACAGCAGAAGUAUAUAUAAUAAGAGCUAAAUAAAUAAGAAAAUUAACAAUCAUUAUUAUUAAAAAUGGAUGCAUCUAAGAAAUAACAAGCAAAAAAAAAUAAAACUUAAAACACUCAAAGUAAAUAAUUACAAGAAAAUACUAAUGAUAUAAAUAAGCAAAACUAAAACUCUUAAAUGGAAAUUGAAAGUAUGAGCUUAAGUUCUGAUAAAUCUGUAAAACUAGGAUAAGAAACUCAAGUAAAAGAUGAGAAUAAAAAUAAUAUUAUCAAUAAAAAAAAAUAAAUAGCUGAUUUAAAUAAAAAUAAUUCUGGUGGAAACAUUUUACAGCAGGAUAAUUUUAUGAAAGAUUCUGAUUUUUCUCUUUCUUCUUAAAUUUAGCAAAAUUCUAGCUAAGAAAAUAUUAGAAUGAAUCAUUCUUAUCCUUAAAUUAAUGGUUAAAGUAAUAUAUAGUUAUCACAAGUCUCACAAAAAGAUUAAUCCUCAAUUUAUACUGGAGAAAUUCUUAAUUUAAGCUAGGAAUCAUUUGCUUAAGAUUUAAGUAAAUAAAAUUUGAAUUAAAAUGGUGAAAAGUUAAAAUACAACACUUUAGACUCAUAAAUGUAUAAAAUGAAUAAUCCUAUUAGUAAUAAUAUGGCUAAAGUAAACAAUUCUAAUAAUUUAUAAAAUAAAAGUGUUUCUAAUUAGAAAUCGAACAUAAAUCAAGCAAAUGCUUUUUUAAGUAUUAUGAGUUAAAUACCUUAGGAUGCAUCAAAAAGCGAUGACAGAAUUGACUAUUUAAUUAGUCAGCUUUAAUCUUUAGAAACUUUACUAAACACAACUAAACAAGAACUAAAUAAAUUAGAGUCAACAAUAAAAGAGCCAGAUCCGAAUACUCAGCAGAAUCAAUCUCCUACACUUCUUCACAAUGAUGAAAUGAGCAAUAUGGGUAUUUUAUCAAACCACAACCUAAAUUUUAUAAACUUUAAUUAAUAUCAUAAUCCUAACUUAUCUAUGCAAUAAACUUACAAUCACUCUGAUGAGCUGGAUUCAUCACUUAUUCACCAAUCAGAAUACAAGCAAUCAAAUUUAAAAUAACUCUCAAAGUAUCAUAGCUAAAAUUCAUAAAAUCAAAAAUUGCAUAAUAAUUUAAUGCAAAACAGCUAUGAAGGUAGUAGUAAUCACUCUCAUAAUAUAAAUUAAACCUAAGACGAGGAGAAAAUGCAUGAUAAUAAUUAAAAUCAUAUCUCAGAUAUACAUUCUAUAGAUUUUGCAUUUGAUAACAAAUAUUCUAAUGAAGAUAUGAAUUAUAUUGGAGGCUAAGAACAUGAAAAAGAUUUAUACCAUCUUGGCAAUAUUUCACCAUCUCCAAUAAAAAAUAAUUAAUAUAGACACAAAGACAACAACUAACAUAAUGACUCAUCUUAAAAUAUGCAAGAAAAAAGUGCUGAUGAUAUUGCAAUCAAUGAAGAAACUGAAUCAGAUAAUAGCUACCUAAAUAAAAAGGAUUCUUCUAAAAUGGAUGCUUUUAAAGUAAUAGCUUGA